Molecule: messenger RNA, 1056 nt
Organism: Durusdinium trenchii
Lineage: Eukaryota; Dinophyceae; Suessiales; Symbiodiniaceae
Source: the annotation of a GenBank genome assembly
AUGCUCAAAAAGCGCUAUGCGGUCUACGAUUUCGAUGGGUCCUUGGCGGAGCUCAAGGGAUUUGAGGUGAAGCGUCGUGGGGAGCUUCGCUUGAUCCAGGUCUUUCAGACGGAGGUCUUUCCAGAGUUUCUGAAAGGCGAAAGCAAGGAAGAGGUUUGGAAGAUUGUUGGUGCCAUGGCCAACCGUUGGCUGGACGUCAUCGAAUCUAGGGGGAGCACCAUGACAAAUGACGAGGUGAUCCACUUCUUCUCGGAGAACAAGACGAUGAGCAAGUCCGUGGAAGCUGUGGGAAGCUACAAAUGUGUGCAGGCGACCACUGUGCGGCGCCUGGCCGAAUUUUUGGGUGUGCCCUCCAUGCUGCAGGCGGAAGGGAUCAGUGCUCACAUGCUCAUCGCCAACAAGCCGGUGGGUGCCAGUUGCACUGAGCGCGCAAUUCCAGUGAAGAUCUUUUUCGCAGAGGAAGCGGUCAAGAAGGUCUGGCUACGCCAGUGGCUUCAAGAUUCCAGCCUCACAGACUUUGACAUGCGCUCAAUCAUUGACUGGGACUACUACAAGGAACGCCUUUGUGCCGUCUUCCAAAAGCUCAUCAGCAUUCCGGCCGCCUACCAGAAGAUAGCGAACCCUUGCCCACGCGUCAAGGUCCCCGAAUGGCUUCGCAAGCGUGUGGCCGAGCAGAACGACCACUUCAAGCAGCGUAGCUUGAAUGCCUGGCUUCGUACCAAGUGCCAACCAGAAGAGGCUUCGGAGAACCACAAGCGCAAGAUGGAUGAUAUGGAGGAUCUUGCUGGCCUCCCGGAGCCCAAGAACUUCGGGGAGGGACCCAAGAAGUGGCUCGAGGUUCAGCGCCUGCGCUGGGGAGGCCGGCAGAAAAGGGCCAUUGGCAAUCCUCCCUCUUUGACUCCACCUCAACUUGGUCAUCUGUGCCAGCGGAGGUGCUUUUUGGGACUUGGCACAUCUUGGCCAUUGAGCCCAGUAGCGUUGCGCGCAGCUCGCUGGAUGUCAAGGUGGGUGACACGGUGCUGGCGGAGAUCCCAGUGGAUUACUUGGACGACUUAG